AUGAUUAGAUCUCUAGUUUAAAUAGCCAAGAAAUCAGAUACUUAGUCACUUGUUUUUACACAAGUUUACUUCAAAACUCAAUAUAUCAGAUAGCCCAAAUUAAAAUUUAGAACUUGCGUUCCCAUAUAUCCACCUCCUGGUUUAAAUUUAGAAAUUCCAGAUUGGGAUAAAGAACUUUUCUUAAAGAGAAUUGGAGGUGGUACUUCUGAAUAUGCUGAUAAAUUUGAUAAUUUAUAAGAAAUCUUUACUUCCACAUCAAAAUAAAUGGCUGAUAAAGGAGUUCCCCCUAAAGCUAGAAAAUAUAUCUUAAGUAUGAAGGAAUAACUUAGAAGAGGUGUUGUUACAUUUGAGUAUUUGAGUAGAAGAACUUGCCUUGAAUAAUUAAAAGAUUGA
Messenger RNA from Tetrahymena thermophila SB210, 393 nucleotides. RefSeq names its product IGR motif protein. Lineage: Eukaryota; Ciliophora; Oligohymenophorea; Hymenostomatida; Tetrahymenidae. The transcript has 3 exons. Gene Ontology annotation, cellular component: mitochondrion. The record is from RefSeq and is a predicted model, not a curated record.